AGAUUUGUGUUGGUUUUGUUUAAUCCUACACUGGCUCAGCGACAUGACGCACGCGACGUCGACGCACAGGACUCCUCGCUGUCUCGCGUCCAGACGCUCGUGACGCCGCAGUGCUGCUCAACGGCUACCGGAGACGCUUUGCUGAAAAAUGCUCCCGUUAUCCAUCAAAGAUGACGAGUACAAGCCUGCCAAAUUCAACCUGUUGGUCAAGAUAUCGGGCUGGUUCAGAUCAAUUCUUGCCGAUAAAACCUCUCGCAAUCUGUUUUUCUUCCUGUGUUUGAACCUGUCGUUCGCGUUCGUGGAGCUGCUGUAUGGCAUAUGGAGUAACAGUUUAGGUUUGAUAUCCGAUUCCUUUCACAUGUUCUUUGACUGCACCGCUCUCCUGGCAGGCCUUGCAGCAUCGGUCAUUUCACGGUGGAGGUCCAAUGACUCCUUCUCAUAUGGGUAUGUCAGAGCAGAAGUGCUCGCAGGAUUCGUGAAUGGCCUUUUCCUCAUCUUUACCGCCUUCUUUAUCUUCUCAGAAGGAGUAGAGAGGGCGCUGGAACCCCCUGAUGUGCACCAUGACCGUUUGCUCCCGGUGUCUAUAGCAGGGCUGCUGGUGAAUCUUGUAGGAAUAUUCAUUUUUCAACAUGGAGGACAUGGACAUUCACACGGUGGUGAAGGUCAUGGCCACAGUCAUUCUCUAUUUAAUGGCAGUGUGGGACAUGGACACAGUCAUGAAGCCCACGGACACAGUCAUGAGUCCAAACACGAUCACGGGCAUUCACACGGAGGACACGGACAUUCACAUGGAGGACAUGGGCAUUCACAUGACGAUCCCCACUGCCAUGAUGACCACUUGCACACACCGGGAAAAGGCUCCAGCAAGCAGAUAUUACAAGGAGUUUUUCUCCACAUUGUUGCGGACACGUUGGGCAGUGUCGGUGUCAUCAUAUCUGCCAUCCUAAUGCAAAAAUACGACCUGAUGAUUGCCGACCCCAUCUGCUCCAUGCUCAUCGCGAUUCUCAUAGGAGUGAGUGUGGUUCCUCUGCUCAGGGAAUCCAUAGGGAUCUUGAUGCAACGGACGCCUCCUUCUCUGGACCAUACCCUUCCUGAAUGCUACCAAAGGGUCCAGCAGCUUCAGGGUGUCUAUAAUCUCCAAGAACCUCACUUCUGGACCCUUUGCACAGAUGUGUAUAUUGGUACACUCAAACUUCUUGUGGCACCCGACGCAGAUUCUAGAUGGAUUCUCAGCCAAACGCACAACAUUUUUACACAGGUUGGCGUCAGACAACUGUAUGUUCAGAUUGAAGUGGCAGCCAUGUAGAAGUCCGCCACACUUCUCCUGAUCUUUGGGAGUCCUGGGACCAAAGGCCUUCUGUGCUGCUGUGGGGAAAUUCUCCACCUCAACCCAUCUCUCUUUGGGUUUCUGUCGCUCCACUUCCAUUUUGGAUCAAGAUGGAGCUGAUGCAGUCCAGCAGUCUGACUCCACUCUUACCAGAAAACAACUGACCAGCUACAACAAUGUAAUGGUUUUGAGGGAAGGAAGAACUUGCAACAUUGGUGCACCCACUCAAUCAUUUGAACUUUUUUUUUUUUUUUGGAAGUUCCCCAAUUCUUUUGAUUUUUAUAAUCAUGACAAACUGUUUCUUUUCCUCAUAAUUGCUGCCCUUUUCCAUUAUUAGAAUGGGGUUUUAAUUAUUGAAUGUGGAGUUCAGUGGACAUUUGUAAAAAUAGCAGUAUGUGAUUCAUUGACUUUUUGUAGUUCACCUGCUUUGAUUUUCAGUUGCACAGUUGUAAAGAAGAGCAGAAUUUUUCGCCAAUGCCAUUAUGUAAACAAACAUUUGUCUGCAUUUCUUAAGUGCCUUUUUAAAAAUGAUCAUGGACAAUCGCUUGGACCAUCAUGUUUGAUGGUCAACAUGAAUGCGAUGAAAACUGGAUCUUUAUGACCUUGAGUUCUGUCUACAUUAAAACAUUCCUUUGCAUAUGG
Sinocyclocheilus rhinocerous is the source of this 1969-nucleotide messenger RNA. It is a transcript of the gene slc30a7, whose product is annotated as solute carrier family 30 member 7. The coding region runs from base 149 to 1306 and encodes 385 amino acids. Lineage: Eukaryota; Metazoa; Chordata; Actinopteri; Cypriniformes; Cyprinidae. The record is from RefSeq and is a predicted model, not a curated record. Gene Ontology annotation, cellular component: Golgi apparatus; cytoplasmic vesicle; membrane. Gene Ontology annotation, molecular function: zinc ion transmembrane transporter activity. Gene Ontology annotation, biological process: intracellular zinc ion homeostasis; zinc ion import into Golgi lumen. The transcript has 11 exons.